AUGACCUCCAGCGUGGCUCAAAGAUCCAAUGUUCAAGUCUUGCACAUGAGUCUUCCUCGGACGGGGAGCUUUUCCAUGAAGGCCGCAUAUGAAGAGCUCGGAAUGCCGACAUACCACGGAUUCGUUUAUAUCGAAAGACCGCAAGACCAUCUUCGCUGGUUCGAUGCAGUGCAGGCCAAGUACUACGGAAAGGGCAAGCCCUUUACGACAGAAGAUUUCGAUGAUUUGGUUGGAGAAUGGGCUGUUGUCUCAGAUAACCCGGUGAUCGGGUUCGUAGAGGAGCUUCUCCAGACUUAUCCUGAGGUGAGCCAACCGUACCACAACCCAAAGGAUCGACUGGCUUAUCAAGCUAUUAGGGCGAAAGUUGUACUUGUCUGCCGAGAUCUGGAUAAAUGGUAUAAGUCAUAUGACGAAGGUGUCAUCAGGUCUUUCUUCCCCUGGAAGAUGUGGGCUGUACUUAAUCUGAUCGAACCUCUCCAAACGCUGAAGCCCGUUACUGUUACAAGGGAUCUGCAAUACGCAAUAUUUCACUGCAGCAAUCAAACGCAAUGGCAAAGAAACUCCAAGUUGAUAUGCCAGGAGCAUACUGAGAAAAUCCGGGAGCUCGUUCCCAAAGAACGCCUGUUGGAGUACAAGCUUGGCUCGGGAUGGGAGCCAUUCCAUGGAAACGACAUUCGGAGCUUCUUCGGGUCAUCACCCUCUAGCCAAUAG
Messenger RNA from Colletotrichum costaricense, 711 nucleotides. RefSeq lists its product as uncharacterized. The transcript has a single exon. The record is from RefSeq and is a predicted model, not a curated record. Bases 1 to 711 code for a protein of 236 amino acids. NCBI's taxonomy places the organism in Eukaryota, Fungi, Ascomycota, Sordariomycetes, Glomerellales, Glomerellaceae.